Neodiprion virginianus is the source of this 878-nucleotide messenger RNA. RefSeq names its product NADH dehydrogenase [ubiquinone] 1 beta subcomplex subunit 5, mitochondrial (gene ND-SGDH). The coding region runs from base 68 to 619 and encodes 183 amino acids. The record is from RefSeq and is a predicted model, not a curated record. Lineage: Eukaryota; Metazoa; Arthropoda; Insecta; Hymenoptera; Diprionidae. The transcript is spliced from 3 exons.
AGAAACCUCUGCCAACCUAAUUUCAUCACACCUCUGGCUUCAGUCUUCGGGUUGCAGACAAUCCAAGAUGGCGGUGUGGAGUAGCAUGCUCCGUACCUUGGGUCAAAAUAUUGUCAAACAUCGCGGAACCGUGCCGGUAAAAUUUCCAAACAAUGGAGCCAUUAGAAAUAUGUCAGAUCAUGGUCCACGCAUAUUCCCCCUUCAGCCGAGCAGAUGGCAGUGGAACAAGACCAAGGACCUUUUUCACUUUUACAUGAUGCUGGGACUCAUUCCUGUCGCCAUCAUUGUUACAGGAUCUUACAUUUUUAUCGGACCUGCCACUCUGCAAGAAAUCCCUGAAGGCUACGUUCCGAAACAUUGGGAAUACUACAGAAAUCCAAUAUCCCGGUUUCUGUCUCGUUACAUCUUCACCUCGCAUCAGCAGGACUACGAAAAAGCAUUGCACUUUUUAUGGGAAGAAAAUGAAAAAACAAAGCUCCGUCACUUGGAAGAACGUGUCCUAAACUUGAUGAAGGACAGGACUGAUUAUCAGGCAUGGUACUACAGACCGGGCAUUGCCAAGUAUCACAGAUACAGUCGUAAGGCACUCGAAGAAAUCAACUCCAUGGAUGGAGAAUAAACUUCCAAUAGAGCUCUUAUCCUCCCAUGAUAAGAUAUAGAUUACGAAAAUUUUAGUUUCUUUCUUAAUUAACCCUGUCAUGAUCCAGCGUGCAUGUUAACAACUUUCAAUUAUUGUUAAUGGUCUCAAUUUGAAAGUUUUAAAGCAAGCGAGGAAAUGUAGUGUCGAAUUCGCAUUCGUCGCGUUUACCUGGGCGAUAAGGUAUCACUGUACAGAUUGAGUGUAUAAAUAACGCAUUAAAGUUGCACCAACCAACAAA